Messenger RNA from Pelobates cultripes (western spadefoot toad), 8106 nucleotides. The record is from the annotation of a GenBank genome assembly. NCBI's taxonomy places the organism in Eukaryota, Metazoa, Chordata, Amphibia, Anura, Pelobatidae.
AUGACGUCAUGGCCGGUAACAGCGCAUGCGCAUAGCCUCCACCCGAACGGAGCACCCUCACACCCUUUCUUCAUCGAGCAUCCGAGCCCUGAGAGAGCAGCUGCCAGUGUCUUGAACUAUCUUCAGAAGUGUAAGUGUUUUUUUUUUUAUAUUGACUGUAUGAGGGGACUUUACUGCAAAUCAAUGUUCCUGUAUAAAAGAAAAUAAAAGUCUGCAAAGUAAAAAGUUGUAAUGAUAUAAAUAUUUUUUUAGGGGGUGGGGGAGGGGUUGGGGGGCAGUAAAUGCAAUGCAUUCAUCUAAAAAAGAAAAGAAAAGUCUGCAAAAUUUAUGUAAUGAGGGAGAUACUAUUUUUUACGGGGAAGGGGCAGUAAAUCAAUAUGUUCAUAUAUUAAAAGAAAAUUAAAAGUCUCCAAAAAGAAGUUGUAAUGAAGGAAUUUUUUUUUUAAGGGUUGGGGGACAUUAAAUGCAAUGUGUUCAUAUAAAAAAAAAAGGUUGCAAAAUAAUAAAAAAAAUAUUGUAAUGAGGGAGAUAUUAUUUUUUAGGGGGAGGGGGUGGGGGCAGUACCAUAAAAUAAAUGCAAUGUGUACAUAUUUAAAAUAAAAAUUUGCAAAAUAAUGAAAGAAUUUGUAAUGAGGGAGAUAUUAUUUUUUAGGGGGAGGGGGUGGGGAACAUUAAAUGCAAUGUGUUCAUAUAAAAAAAAAAGGUUGCAAAAUAAUAAAAAAAUAUUGUAAUGAGGGAGAUAUUAUUUUUUAGGGGGGAGGGGGGUGGGGGCAGUACCAUAAAAUAAAUGCAAUGUGUACAUAUUUAAAAUAAAAAUCUGCAAAAUAAUGAAAGAAUUUGUAAUGAGGGAGAUAUUAUUUUUUAGGGGGAGGGUGUGGGGGACAUUAAAUGCAAUUUGUUCAUAUUAAAAAAAAAGGUUGCAAAAUAAUAAAAAAAUAUUGUAAUGAGGGAGAUAUUAUUUUUUAGGGGGAGGGGGUGGGGGCAGUACCAUAAAAUAAAUGCAAUGUGUACAUAUUUAAAAUAAAAAUCUGCAAAAUAAUGAAAGAAUUUGUAAUGAGGGAGAUAUUAUUUUUUAGGGGGAGGGGGUGGGGGACAUUAAAUGCAAUGUGUUCAUAUAAAAAAAAAGGUUGCAAAAUAAUAAAAAAAAUUGUAAUGAGGGAGAUAUUAUUUUUUAGGGGGAGGGGGAGGGGGUGGGGGCAGUAAAAUAAAUGCAAUGUGUACAUAUAUAAAAUAAAAAUCUGCAAAAUAAUGAAAAAAGAUUGUAAUGAGGGAGAUUUUUUUAAGGGGUGGGUGCGAAGUACAAUAAAUGCGAGGAUGUGCACUUUUAUAUAAAAACAUAAUAAUCUGCAAAAUAAAAAAAGAUUGUAUUGAAGGAGAUAUUACUUUUUUAGGGGGAGGGGGGGAGGGCAGUACCAUAAAUGCAAUGUGAAUAUUUAUAAAAUAUAAAAAUCUGCAAAAUAAUAAAUAAAAAAAGAUUGUAAUGAGGGAGAUAUUUUUUUAGGGGUAGGGGGUGGGUGGGAAGUACAAUAAAUGCGAUGAUGUGCACAUUUAUAUAUUAAAAAAAAUAAUAAUCUGCAAAAUAGAAAAAUCUUGUAAUGAGGAAGAUUUUUUUUUUAAAGGGGGGGUGGGGGACAGUACAAUAUUUGUAAUGUGCACAUUUAUAAAAAAAUAAUAAUCUGCAAAUUAAAGUUGUGUUCUAAAAAUCUAGAAAUUUGCUCAAUUUUUUUUCUCUAUCAUUGUAAGGAUUCUCUCUCACUAAAGUGACAUUUGAUUAGCAGAUUAAAUCUUAACAAUUUUUUUUUUUUUUACUUAAGAAGUGAGCCAUGUAGAUUUAGAAAUACUGAUCCCUGCUAAUAAAAUCUACUGUUUUAAUGUAGUAGUGUACACAGGAAUAUUAAAGGGACACUAUAAUCACCAGAACAACUAUAGGCACCCAGACCACUUCAGCUUAAAGGGACACUCCAGGCACCCAGACCACUUCUGCCCAUUGGAGUGGUCUGGGUGCCAACUCCCACUACUCCUAACCCUGCAAGUGUAAUUAUUGCAGUUUUUUUAUAAACCGCAAUAAUUACCUUGCAGGGUUAACUCCACCUCUAGUGGCUGCCUACUAGACAGCCACUAGAAGUCACUUCCUCCUUCAUAGCACAGGAAACCUGUGCUAGAGCGUCGCUGGACGUCCUCACGCUGUGUAAGGACCUCCAGCGUCGCUCAUUUCCCCAUAGGAAAGCAUUGAAAUUAUUUUUCAAUGCUUUCCUAUGGGGAGCGCUAAAGCGCAUUCGCGGCAUUGCCGCACAUGCGCAUUAGGUCUCCUCGGCCGGUGGGCGGGAUCAGUCUCGUCCACCGGCCGACGCAAUACAGAGGAGGAGCGGCGCAGAGGAGGAGACAUCACCGCUGCCUCAGGUAAGUGACUGAAGGAGUUUUCACCCCUUCAGUAACUGGGGAUUGAGGGGUGGGAGGGAGAGGGACCCUCCAGUGCUAGGAAAACAGAUUGUUUUCCUGGCACUGGAGUUUCCCUUUAAUGAAGUGGUCUGGGUGCCUGGUCCAGCUAGGGUUAACCCCUUUUUUUUAUAAAUAUAGCAGUUUCAGAGAAACUGCUAUGUUUACACUGACGGUUAAUCCAGCCUCUAGAGGCUGUCUCAUUGACAGCCGCUAGAGGUGCUUGCGUGUUUCUCACUGUGAAAAUCACAGUGAGAAGACGCCAGCGUCCAUAGGAAAGCAUUGUAAAUGCUUUCCUAUGAACUGGCUGAAUGCGCGCGUGGCUCCUGCCGCGCAUGCGCAUUUACCCGAUGACGUCGCUAGGAAGGAGGAGAGGAAGAAACCCCUUCCUCUCUCCAGAGCCCGGCGGGAGGGGGACCCUGAGGGUGGGGGCACCCUCAGGGCACUAGAGUGCCAGGAAAACGAGUAUGUUUUCCUGGCACUAUAGUGGUCCUUUAAUGUGUUUUGAUCUGGUGUCAUAUAGUCAUUCCCUAUAGGCAUUUUAAUGUAAACAGUGCCUUAUCAGAGAAAAGCAUUGUUUACAUUACAGCCUAGGAACACCUCUAGUGGCCACACCUCAGAUGGCCGCUAGAGGUGCUUUCUAGGUCAGUGCUGCAUAAUGUGCAGCGCUGAUGAUUAGCACCACGCUGUACACUCCCCAUAGCGAUUCAUUAAUUCAAUGCAUCUCUGUAAGGAGCUGCUGAUUGGUGCAGCGCAGCAUUUUGCCAUGCAUGCACAAUAGCUUCUCAAUGCUUUCCUAUAGGAAAGGAGUGGAUUGGCUGAGAUAUACUCAAACACUGCCCAGUCCUGUGCAUUGUAUUGAUGAAGUGAUGUGUGAUAUACUUACAAAUUGCACAUUACUGUGAGUUCUAUUGCUGUAGAGCUCAGUGAUACACUGAUAUGCUGCACAGAGACCAGAUCUCUUGGCAAGAGGCGUCUCUCUAAUUAGGCGAUUUAGACGGCCUCUCGUUAAGAGCCUCGCGGCCACCUAAACCGUGUCAUCAGAGAGCUGCAGUGCUUCACCAAUAUUAACUUACUGCCGGCAGUCUUUCCCAGUACAAAAAUAUAAUUGAAGCCUUCCAUGCCGCUGCUGUGGCACUACUAAUACAAGAUGAAACCCCUUCUUUAAAACACAUGGCUAUAACGGACAAGUUAAAACGGUCUGAUUCUCAAACCAGGGUUGUCAGGCUCAUUAUGUACUUAAUGAUCAGAUGCAGAUAGUCUUUUUGAGUUAUAUUUGUCAAAUUCCCAGGUGAAAUUAUAUUUUUGUUUUUGUGUCCAUAUAAAGAUGAUUAAUUUGGCUUUUACCGACAGGUGCUGCUGUCUGUUGGGUGUAAAACACCAGGCUGCUUUGUACAUUUUUACCUCUGGCAGCAAGCAGGCUGUAUAUUGGUCCCCAGAGCAUAGAAUUCGUGUAAAUUACAGGCACUAUGUCUGUCUCUCCCCGUGCCCUUUGUUUGUGUCAUUGCCGAACAUGUCAAUUUGCAAAGUGCCACCAUUAUGUUUUUGACUAAACAUAAAUAUAUUGACCACUGACCAGUCUCUCCUGGCUGACACUAAAUCUGCAAUCUUCUUUCAUGAUGAGGUGUGCGCUAAGUGAUUGUAAAAUAAUCACUUAAAAGGACACUUUAGUCAACAAAACAACAACUUUAGCUUAAUGAAGCAGUUUUGGUGUAUAGAUCAUGCCCCUGCUUAAUGGAACAGUUUUGGUGUAUAGAUUAUGCCCCUGUAUAGAUCUGCCAUUUAGGAGUUAAAUCACUACAUUAGUAAAUGUUUGCUGUUUUUAUGUAGCUCAUUGUCGUGUUUUGGUGUUAAAUAAAUUUUACAGUUGGUUUCAUAUUGAUAAAUAUGGAGAGUAAAACAACAUCUAAAGAGAAAGGUGGUGCUCAGAAAAUGAGAGAAAAACGGUCCAAAGAACUUGAGUUAGCAGGAAGGGAUCCUAAGCAAAUGAAACUAUCUUUUUCGGUGGUAUGUUAAAAGUUCAAAAGUUAAGGCUAGUUCUAACAUUUUAUGUCACAGAAAUGUAUAUUCACUCUUUUGAUAACAAGAAUGAAUAUAUCUACCGUAUAUACUCGUCUAUAAGUUGAUCUCGUCUAUAAGUCGAGAGCAGUUUUUUGACCAACAAUUGUAAAAUUACUCGUGGAUAAGUCGAGGGUAAAACUUGGGGCUAUGAAAUCCUGGGAUUUUUAUUAUUUUGUCAGAUAUUACCUAGGCAAAGAUCCUGGAACAAUCAAACUGUUAUGGUAACUACUCCUCUGCAUCUCAGUGCACACGCUCAGCUCCAAAGGCACAUUCGGUUAUCUCGCCAGCUAGUGGUCUUGCUUGUGGCUCAUUACAGCCACCGCUGCAACAGUGACGUGGAAAGCGUACAGAUAGGUGGCAGUAAUCAGCAAUCGCUGCACUGUAUUCUAAAUCAGCCUGCUGUUGUCCGUGUGUGUACCCGGUAUCUGGGUCAACGUACAGCUAAGUACUCUAGCACUACCUGUAACUCGAUAUUGCCCCGCAUUCAAUGUGAACUAAAUUCUAUCGAAACUAGCAUGGACCCGUGGAUCUGCGUUUUAAAAUGAAGCUUACAACUAAAAUUUCUCGAGUAUAUACGGUAGUCUGUUUGCAUGUGCAUGAAGAAGUUUUACGUUUGUUAAGAUUCAUGAUGGAUUAUCAAGGAGUGUGCAUACUUGACUUUCCAUAGUGAUCAGUUUUACUUUGUUAAGAUAUAUUUUUACUUAUUUGAAAUCUCAUAAAAUCUUACAUGUAAGGUAAGUAUGAGUUGUAUAUCCUUUGUUUGCAUGAGGUUUUUUAUUUUUUAUUUUUUUUAUUGUUACCAUGCAUGGAGUUCCUGGAGUUUCUUGGUUACCUCUAGAACUUUUCUGGGGAGAUUAAAAUAGUUUGACAAAAAAAAAAAUGUUGUUUUAGGCUGGUGGUAUACACCCAAGAAUUCCUGUUGAUGAGGUUUCUGCCGGCCCAAGUGCUCCUUCAAGCAGGCCGGUUGUGUCCGUCGAAGAUGAGGUGAGCCCACAAGCAGAAGAACAGGUGAUUGAGGAGGAGCUGGUGUCAGAAUGCAGAGAACAAGCGCAGAUAAAUGACCCAGAUGUUUUUGAAGACCUUCCUGAAUUAGAAUGUAUCACAUCUGAAGACAUGUCAGGAAGCGUUAUAAAUGAUCCAUCAGAAAUAUCUUUUAGUCUUCCUCCUGCAUGCUCCAUAGCAGAAAAAAUUAAUUUUGUUGAAAAACACCCUUUUCAGCCAACCAGGACUGAAUGCGCAGAUCUUCCUUUUCAAGAAGCAGACUUUUAUUACCGCAAAAAGUCUAAUGGGGAUCGUAUUAAGCGUACAUGGCUGAGUUGCAAGAUAAAGGAUCGAAAGUUAGAAGCAUUUUUUUGCAGCAUAUGCAUUGCCUUUUCUAAUUCCUCUUCCUCGUUCACUAGUGGUUGUUCUAAUUUUCGCCAUUGCUAUCAGGCAGCAAAUAAGCACGAAUCUUCAAAAAGUCAUUCUGAUGCUGUUAGUGCUUAUUUUACCAUGAAAACGAAUAGAAGCAUUGACACGUUAUUAAAUCAGGCUCAAGUCUCCAGAAGAAAGAAGGAGAUACUACAAAAUAUUGAGGUAUUAAACCGUAUAUUUAAUAUUGUAAAACUCCUCGGAAAACAGGGAUUGCCAUUUCGUGCCCAUGGCACUAAUGAAUCGCUGUACAAUUUAAAUAACAUUGAAAUAAACCACGGGAACUUUCUGGAAAUUGUCCUACUUCUAUCACAGUAUGAUAUUCCUCUUAAAAAUCACCUUGAUAAAUGUGUUCAGGACAGUGAAAAAAGAAAACAGCGAUUGAAAGACAGAAAAACAUCAGGAAAACAUUCAACUGGACGUGGAUCUCUUGUGACAUUUUUGUCCAAUAAUACAAUAAAGAAAGUAUUUGCAGCAAUAGUUCAAAGCAUGAAAAACUUAAUUGUGUCUGAAAUCGGAGAGAAACGAUUCAGUAUACAGGUUGACUCCACACAAGAUGUUGGAAUUGUAGAUCAAGCAACAGUAGUUGUGAGAUAUGUGCAAGAUGAAGCCAUUAAAGAACGGCUUGUGGCGAUUCUCCCUGUUAAAGACGCUACAGGAAAAGGAUUUCACGAACUUCUAAUGUCCUGUUUUGAUAUGCUUGGAUUAGAUUUCCAAAGAAUUGCUGGUGAAUCAUUUGAUGGUGCAGCAAAUAUGAGGAGUGCGUAUGUGGGACUACGUGCACAGAUUGCAAAGGUAGUGCCAGAUGCGGUUUAUAUUUGGUGCUAUAGUCAUAUCCUUAACCUGUGUGUCUCAGAUUGCUGUCAAGUAUUGGAAGCCAAAAAAUUUUUUGGUCUCCUAAAUCGCUUGGCAACCUUUAUUGGAGACUCACACAAAAGAAUGAAUAUCUGGAAAGACCAACUGGAUAGAAGACAUGGACAGGAAAAACUUUUAAAGUUACAAAAAAUUGGAGAGACAAGAUGGUGGGCAAAAGAAAAAGCCCUUAACUGGAUUUUUGGUGAAAAACAUUCUCUUUAUUUUGACACCCUUGAAGUUUUAUAUGUAAUUUCCCAGAGUAACUUGUUUGAAUCAAAAACCACUUCUGAGGCCUCAUCCCUUUUUCACAAUCUUUGUCAGUUUAGGAUUAUCCUAACAGCAAACAUAUUUUUACAGGUUUUUGAUGUUAUAGGGCCAGUGUCAAAGUAUCUACAAACCAGUGGCCUUGACUUCAAGGUAGCAUGGCAAAUGGUCGAACGUGCAGUGGAGCAACUGAAGAAAAUUGAUUUCAACAAUCUAAAACAAAAGGCUGAACACUUUGCAAUAAAAACAAACGAGUUAAUGGAUGAAAGUGAUGUUCUCAACUCCUUGGAAGUCGAGACUAUGCUUCCAGUUCGAAGAGUGGCACGAAAGAAACGCUUGGCUGGAGAAUCUUCACAUGAUGAACGGCCUGAAGAUGAAAUGCAAUGUUUUCGAGCUAGUGUGUUCAGACCAAUUCUGGACCAAAUCAUACAAAGCAUGACGGAGAGAUUUUCAGAAAAUAAGCAAUUGGUCAUGGAUUCCCACUACUUGGAUCCUCGCACUUUUCAGAAAAUUAGGACAGAUCCCAAAGUGCUAGAUGGAGGGGCACUAGAGAGAAUUUCUAAGUUAGCCAAAGUAAAUGAAUGUUCUCUCAAAACUGAAUUAAUAAGUUUUGCCAACUUAUUUCCAAGUCUUACAGGAUGUCUUUCUGAAGAUGAGACACAGAAAGUGGAAAUAAUUAUUGAGGAGGAGGAGGAGGAAGAGGAGAUUGACUGGAUUCCACCUACUGACAAACUAGUUGAGGUACAAAAGGAAUCAAAGUGCGGUUCUUGCAAGCAGUGCUUUCUUUGCUGCCACAGGUUGUUGAUAAAAUACAACCUUUAUUCUGCAGCUUAUGAAAAUCUUUCUAUCACCUAUGAGUACCUGUUGACCCUUUCUUUUACACAAGUGUCAUGUGAGAGAGCAUUCAGCAAGCUUAAACUCAUCAAGACCCGACUGCGAGCCACAAUGGGACAAGAACUGCUUGAUGCUCUAAUGCUCAUGUCAGUGGAGAGAGAUCUUCUGGAACAGGUUCAGUUUCCAGAUGUAUUGGAAAUUAUUCGUCAAAGUUCUACCUUGAUGAGGUCUUUGCUAACCGUUUGA